Parnassius apollo (apollo) is the source of this 2493-nucleotide messenger RNA. Lineage: Eukaryota; Metazoa; Arthropoda; Insecta; Lepidoptera; Papilionidae. The record is from the annotation of a GenBank genome assembly.
AUGAAAUGUGAUUUUGUUUACAUUUAUUUGCUUAGAUCCCAAAUAUUGAACAAAGUACGCGAUGCGGACCCAAAUAAUAGCGACGCAAUUAAAGACGUACUCGGAUCCUUUUUUCAAAAUGUUUUAAAUCAUACCAGUGAUAAUUGUAACCAGUGGUUGCGAACUUUGGAAUACAUACUCACCCGAUAUCCGAAAUACUGCUCAACAUAUAAAGCAACUUCUGAAACAUAUUUAAGUCACUUUUUAAACUGGAAUAACUACUAUGAUGUUAUUGAAGCUGCAAAGUGUGUUCAUUCCUUGCAACAGGUUCAAUGGCCCCAAAAUAGGACAGCUACAGCGAAGUCAGCUUGGCGAGACCAAAUGGAAUUAUUAUGUGAAGCAGCACAUUCUCUUAUUGAUGCUUUGUUUAGUGACUCUGUUGAUAUGUACAAAAAAAGUAAUAAAAAGAAUCUUGCACAGUCUAAUUCAAGUUCAUCGUUAACUGCAGCUUUAAAACAAAUUAGCUUAACAGGUUCAACAAGCAGCACAAACAAGCACGAGUUGUUGCAAACCAGACUUAGAAAUGUAUUUGUUUUUAUACAGGCCAUGAUAGUUGAAAUUUAUCCGGUAGCUAAACCAAUACGCCCUCAAACUAUAUUAGAUGUUAUUCUAAGAUCACUCAGUGUAACUAGUGGGAAAAAGUUACAGUCCGAUGAUGUUGCUGUUGUAAAAAUACAAGCACUGAGAACAUUAGAUGCUUUAAUUGCUUGUUUGGGAGCAAAUCUUAUUCCAUUUUCGCCGCUAGUCUUUAGAAUAGUGAUGCAAACAUUCAGAUGGAGUACUGAUAUGUCUAAUGAUGGUUCAAGAGAUGUUCGUCGCUCAGCAUACAACAGUCUUUCCAACUGGCUAACCACACUGCACUCUCACCGUUUCACUGCUGGAAGUUCGUCCUGGGAAGAUGAACUCACUGGACACAUAGUUAAUGACACUACGCCGCCGAAAAAAACAGUCCAACUUACAAUGAGCGGUCAGUCCAUGAAAAAUCUAAGCAAAAAGGCAAGGAGGAAGCUUCAAAAUACAAUGUUAAAAGAAAGCACCAUCGCUGCACACAUGCCUGGUGAGAAAAAUAAACUUACUGUGCAACAAGAAACUGAUAAUGAGGUUGCAAUGUCAGCCUUAGAAUGUGCAGAGGUUUUCUUGACAGUGUGUGGAGUAUUCUUAAAGCCAACAACGCAUAAGGUGUUUCAGGAUCAUUUCGUACGGGAGUGUUACAACUCUAACACGUAUUCAGAUGCGUACAUUUUGUCCUUGUUGCGUGUAUUAGAAGCUUCCAGAAAGACUACACCGUCCACUGUGCCACCGCCGACACAGUAUUGUCUCCAUUUAUACAGUGUGCUUUCGAACAAUCACUGCAGAGAGAUAUCAAAAUUCUGUUCCCAAGCACUACUAGAUAUAAGGUUACACUUGCACUGUUCGCCGCCUUCACUCAACUUUGCAUUAGAAAUACGCCCAGAUAAAGAAAAGAUAAUAGAUAAUCAAAAGAGGAUAUCGGAGAGAAAUAGAGCAGCAUUAGAAAAACUUCUAGGGCCUGAUAGAAUGCCUGUGCAAAUUAACGAAGAAGUUAUAACAAUUCCCGAUGAACCAUUAAGUAAAAAACCACGUCUAGAUGAUUCAUCAGAUAAAAUAAGUUUAAGCAGCGAAUCUGUGUGUUCGGUUGAAAUGUCUGAUGAGGUAACUGAAGUUAGAGGACGACGUGACGGUGAAGCACCAAAUGACCUGGAACAAGAAAAAGAAAUUUCUAACGAAGCAGAACCUGAAGAGGUAGAUUCUAAUGAAUCAGAAUCUGAAGAGGUAGAUUCUAACGAAGCAGAACCUGAAGAGGUAGAUUCUAACGAAGCAGAACCUGAAGAGGUAGAUUGUAGCAAAAAUGCUGAUGACAAAGAAGUUACAAUUAUCAAGGAACUAGUAAUAGAGGAAGUUGAUGGAAAUUUAGGUCAAAUAGAAAAAACAGAUCCGAUUAUCUCUGAAGUUACAAAGAAAAGUGAAAAGGAGGAAUCUGAGAAAGAAACAAUAUAUGAAGCAGAAACCCAAAUACCAUUGAGCACAACACAUGAUGAAAUCGAUGAAGAGGAAAGAUCCUUGUCUAUGGAAGUUACUUAUGACUAUCCAAACACAGGAACUGAAAAGGUCACCGUCUUAGAAAAGAUGGACGACGAAAAUCUUCCAAGUACAAAUGACACUGAUGAUGUCCAAAUAACUUGCGGACAAGCUGUUGUAACAUCCCAAGAAAUCGAUUCUGAAAACAAACCUAAGGAAAAUGAAGGAAAAGUACCUGAUGUUGAAAUUAAAGUUAAUGGAAUAGACGCAAAAGAUACUAUUUUAAAUGGUGAUGUUAACGAACAAGAGACCACAGUACCAGUUAACAAUUCAGAUAAAUUAUCUAAACCUGAUGACGUAUCUAUCGCAGACAUGAUGGCCGAUUUUGUGGAUGAAGUCAACGAACAAAGUUCUUAA